This is a messenger RNA of Rhododendron vialii, 1120 nucleotides long. RefSeq lists its product as uncharacterized. The transcript has 5 exons. Gene Ontology annotation, molecular function: RNA binding; translation initiation factor activity. Lineage: Eukaryota; Viridiplantae; Streptophyta; Magnoliopsida; Ericales; Ericaceae. Bases 288 to 824 code for a protein of 178 amino acids. The record is from RefSeq and is a predicted model, not a curated record. Gene Ontology annotation, cellular component: nucleus. Gene Ontology annotation, biological process: translational initiation.
GUUUUCUGGAACGGGGUCUGAUCAGUCUAUCAGCCGAUUACUUUUCCUCCUUUCUCAUUACACUCGGCUGUUUUCUCUCCCACUCCCCUCCAUUUCAUCUAAUUUUCUCUGGGAAUCCAGAAUUGGAAAUAUUUGCAAGAUAGGAGGGAGGUUUAUUCUCGGCGAGCUUCAAUAAAUCUACCUAGGUUUUCUAGCAUUUGGGGGUUUUGCUCAUUGAGUGGUUAGGGUUUCUCAGCACUGUGCUAUAAUCUGGCCACUAAUCCAAAGUGGAAAUCUCUGUGGAUGCCAUGAAAGGAGGAAGAAAGAAUCUGAAGAGGGCAGCAGGGGAAGAGACCUUUACUCUUCAACAAGGCCAGAGCAUCGUGCAAGUCAUCUCCCUCCGGGGUUCCAACCUCAUUGAGGUUAUGGAUGCAAAAGGUGAAAAUGCAUUGGCAUUGUUUCCAGCUAAAUUCCAGAAGAGCAUGUGGAUAAAGCGAGGGAGCUUUGUUGUGGUUGACGAAAGUGGAAGAGAAGAGGCCAUUGAUUCUGGUAGAAAAGUGGCAUGUAUUGUUUCUCAAGUCCUCUUUCAUGAGCAACUUCGUUUCCUUCAGAAAUCUCCAGAAUGGCCAGAAAAUUUCAAAUCCUCUAUCAUAGACAAUUCAUGGGAAAAAGUGGAGGGAGACACUUCCACGCAGGAUGAGACUGAACUCAAGUUAAGUGACGAUGGCGGUGAACUUACUACAACGGAUGAUGAUGAGCUCCCACCGAUAGAAGCCAAUACUAAUAGAAGGAAGCCUUCAGAGUUGCAAUCGGAUACAGAGUCUGAUUCAGAAACAGAUCCUUGAGCCGUAUUUGGCAAAUACCAAGACACACUGGAUCUUACCAAAUUUACAUUUUUGCUCAUGUAGGAUUAAGAUUGCGCACUCCCUGCUCUUUUUCUUUAUCCUUCUUCCUAUUUUUUGGGUUCAAUUUGUGUGGUUAGUAGCAGUAUUAUUGGGUGUGUCCCAUUAAUUUUGAAGGAUAAGUACACUGCUAACGGAGUUUAUAUAUAGGCCAAAAACCUUAUCUAUGAUUGACAAUUGAAGAUUCGACUGUAAAUUUUAUCGAAUUCUAUACAUGAUGGGCUGGUUUAGGUGCGGUA